AUGAUCAAGGAGAUCAUCGACGCCGUCUCGAUCCCCGUCAUGGCCAAGUGCCGUAUCGGCCAUUCUGUCGAGGCCCAGAUCCUGCAGGCUGUUGGCGUCGACUACAUUGACGAGUCCGAGGUCCUCACGAUGGCCGACGACCAGCACCACAUUGGCAAGCACGCCUUCAAGGUCCCCUUCGUGUGUGGCUGCAAGAACCUCGGCGAGGCGCUCCGCCGUAUCUCUGAGGGAGCUGCGAUGAUCCGCACCAAGGGCGAGGCCGGCACCGGCGACGUCGUCGAGGCCGUCAAGCACCAGCGCGCCGUCAUGGCCGACAUCCGCCGCGCGGCUGCCAUGAGCGAUGAGGAGCUCUACGCCUUCGCCAAGGAGAUCCAGGCCCCCUACCACCUCCUCAAGGAGACUGCGCGCCUCAAGCGCCUCCCCGUCGUCUCGUUCGCGGCCGGCGGUAUCGCCACCCCCGCCGACGCCGCGCUCAUGAUGCAGCUCGGCUGUGACGGAGUCUUCGUCGGAAGCGGUAUCUUCCUCUCCGGCGACCCCGCCAAGCGCGCCCGCGCCAUCGUCCAGGCCGUGACGCACUACAACAACCCGCAGGUGCUCGCCGACGUCUCGUCCAACCUCGGCGAGGCCAUGGUCGGUAUCUCCGUCGCGAACGAGAUCAAGACGGGCAAGGAGCAGGCCCUGUCGCAACGCGGCAACUAA
This is a messenger RNA of Trichosporon asahii var. asahii CBS 2479, 699 nucleotides long. RefSeq lists its product as uncharacterized. The record is from RefSeq and is a predicted model, not a curated record. Bases 1 to 699 code for a protein of 232 amino acids. The transcript has 3 exons. Gene Ontology annotation, molecular function: amine-lyase activity. Gene Ontology annotation, biological process: amino acid metabolic process; pyridoxal 5'-phosphate biosynthetic process; pyridoxine biosynthetic process. Lineage: Eukaryota; Fungi; Basidiomycota; Tremellomycetes; Trichosporonales; Trichosporonaceae.